Messenger RNA from Manduca sexta (tobacco hornworm), 976 nucleotides. RefSeq lists its product as uncharacterized. Lineage: Eukaryota; Metazoa; Arthropoda; Insecta; Lepidoptera; Sphingidae. The record is from RefSeq and is a predicted model, not a curated record.
ACGCAUCCCCGCUACUACGACUAUAAAAGACUUCGCCCAAACCUGCCGCGCGUUAUUACAACUGUGCCUCUGUGAUUUUUCCCGCCGUGUUAUUUAUUUUAAAACACCAGUAAAGAUGCAGACGUGGUUGGUGGUGGCUUGCGUGGCUGCUCUGGCGGCACUCGCGUCCGCACAGAAGCCUGGCCGGUUCCUCUCUCUCCCAGUACCACAGAAGUGUGCGAACAGACCAAAGGAGUUCUUCUAUCGCGGCCACAACUAUUUCUUCAGUGGACACGUUCCCGCCCUCGCCAACAGGAAAGUUGACUGGCUCGAUGGACGUAACAUUUGCCGCGAAUACUGUAUGGACCUGGUUUCCAUGGAAACUCAAGAAGAAAACAAUCUAAUCUUCAAACUUAUCCAGCAAAACGACGUGCCGUACAUAUGGACUUCGGGUCGUCUUUGCGACUUCAAAGGCUGCGAGUCCCGCAGAGAUCUGGAGCCCAAGAACAUUCUGGGUUGGUUCUGGUCUGCCAACAGGGAGAAGAUUUCGCCUACCAACCAGAUCCCCAACGGCUGGGGCUACAACCCUUGGUCGCAGACCGGUCACAAGAAGCAGCGCCAGCCUGACAACGCAGAGUUCGACAUCAACCAGACCUCCGAGUCGUGCCUCAGCGUCCUCAACAACGUGUACAACGACGGUAUCGCGUGGCACGACGUCGCCUGCUACCACGAGAAGCCCAUCGUCUGCGAGGACAAUGAGGAACUCCUCAACUACGUCGCCAGCACCAACCCCGGCAUCCGUCUAUGAGUCAAACGAGCUGACAAGGGUGGUUGAUUGUACAAAAAUUACACAAAUGUUGACUAAUUAUAUUUUUCGGAUUUAAUGCCAUAUUUUGUAGUGACGUCUUUAUUUUCGUUUGAUAAUGGGUUUUACCAACUACUCUAUUCAAUAGAUGUAACCAUGGUAUAAUUGUAUAAUCACUUAAUAUUUGCCAAA